CCGAACGACUUGCAUUCGUCCGACGUCGCGCGCCCCGUCCGGUUGUCGUUACUCGUGUGCAGUCUCCGUCCGUCCGCACGACCGUCGACCACCGAUAUUUCAAUGUUUCAUUUUUCGUCGUACGCCUUUUUAACAACAUAGAGUUCGCGUGUGCGUUUUUAUUCAUUUGUUUAACGAUACAUACUCGUACGACGACAUCGCAGUGCGUGCGUGUCCCCGUCACACGACCCACGAUUUUAAUUAAUCACCGUCUGGUGAAAAAUAUUCGAUUAUCAUCCGUCGAGCGCGUGGUGUUUUUUAUUUCUCGACGUGUCAGACAAAAUCGUCCCGUCGCGUAAACCAAAAAAUCGACAACACCCGACUGCAAUCGCAACCGCGCCGGUGACUAGCACGGUAUUUCGUCGUCAUCCGUCUGUCCGCAGUCAUGGACGGAGCUCCACACAUGGGUAAUUUCGAUUUCAUAAUGGAUCACCAUCAUCACCAUCACCACGGUCGCGCGCUCGAAUCGUCCGUGUCGCCGCCGACCGCCGUGGUCAUGCAACAGCAACAACAAUCGCUUCAGCAACAACAGCAACAGCAGCAGCAACAGCAACAGCAACAACAACAGCAACAGCAGCAGCUCCCGGGUAAGGCCGAUCACAUCAAGCGGCCGAUGAACGCGUUCAUGGUGUGGGCGAAAAUCCAGCGACGGCUCAUCGCCCACGACAACCCGAAGAUGCACAAUUCGGAGAUCAGCAAGCGGCUGGGCGCCGAGUGGAAAUUGCUGAACGAGACCGAGAAGCGGCCGUACAUCGACGAGGCCAAGCGGCUGCGGGCCCUGCACAUGAAGGAGCACCCGGACUACAAGUAUCGGCCCCGGCGCAAGCCCAAGAUCCAAUUGCACAACAAUAACAACAACAACAACAACAUCAGCGGCGCUCACAUCAACAACGGCGGCAUGCUGCACGGAUCCGCAGGGAACAACAACCUGCACCAUCACCACGGCGCGCACCACAAGCAGACCAAUUUUCACGCGUUUCCGGUGGUGACCGCGAGCGGCGGGCCCGGCGGCGCGGCCAACUUCAACUUCCCGAUGCCGUACUUCACGGCCAGCCACCACCCGGCCCUGCACUCGUUCGACGGCUACUCGUCGGCCGGACUCGUCAGCCCGUACCUGAGCACCGCCAUGCCGUCGUUCGACCCAAUUCACCUGUCCAAGCUCGUGGCCCAGCAGCAGGCCGUCGUGGCCCAGUCUGGCGGUGGCGGCGGAAAUUCCCCGUCGCCGUCCUCGCAGAUGGCCGGUUCGCCGCCGCCCGCGAUCGACAUCAACGCGGUGAACGGACUGCAACAGCCGCUGCAACCGCACCUGCACCAGCAGCAGCAGCAACAGCAUCACUUGCAGUCGCCGCACGCCAAGAACGGCGGCGCGGCCGUGGUGAGUUCGUUUUACAAUCAGUUCUAUCCGCCGGCCGCCGGUUCGGGCAAGGCGGGACCGUAUCCGCACCAUCCGAUGAGCAUUUUCCCGUCGCCGUUCUCGUUCUACAACAACGGCGGCGGCGCGGGCGCCGGUACGGUCGAAGACCAUCACGGACAGCAGCAUCAUCACAGCCAUCAGUCCGCAGCCGCGGCCGCUUUCGCCGUCCAACAGCACCACCACCAACAGUUGCAGUUGCAACAGUUGCAGCAGCAACACCAACAGCAUUUGCAACAACAACAGCAGCAGCAGCAACAACAACAACAACAGCAGCAGCAGCAGCAGCAACAACAGGAGAGACCCGGUUCCACGUCGUCCGACAUGGAAAACGAUCCGACCAGACAAGUUCCUAACGCGUCCAACUCCAACAUUCAUUAAAACGAUUUUGAGAUUCGCACCGCCUACCGUACCCCGCACUACCUACCUUGACCGUUUUUUGAUUUUUAUUAUGUUUUUUUUUUUU
Molecule: messenger RNA, 1916 nt
Organism: Rhopalosiphum maidis (corn leaf aphid)
Lineage: Eukaryota; Metazoa; Arthropoda; Insecta; Hemiptera; Aphididae
Product: SOX domain-containing protein dichaete-like
Exons: 1
Coding region: 425-1831 (468 amino acids)
Biological process (GO): cell differentiation; anatomical structure morphogenesis; positive regulation of transcription by RNA polymerase II
Molecular function (GO): DNA-binding transcription factor activity, RNA polymerase II-specific; RNA polymerase II cis-regulatory region sequence-specific DNA binding
Source: RefSeq, a predicted model, not a curated record